CAACAGACAGGACGCUGUCUACCUGAUCCUGGACCGCUGACUGUGGCUGCGAGAGGCAGGAGAAAACUGGGAAAGCUCCGAUCGAGAGGAAUAGAGGGCAGAUUAUGAGAAUAUACGUGAACGCCGAGGAGUAGCGGGGGUUCUUCUCCUCCUGUGAGCGGAAAAGGCGUCGCGGAGGACGGGAGAGAGAGGGACGCAUCGUGGACAGAGACCGAGGAGACGGAGGGAGGAGGCGACAGCGGCUCGUAAACACGACGGAAAACGGCAAUCAGCGCGGCAGAAAGCAGCUAUCACCCCCUCUAUCUCCCGCCUGGCACCACCAGCACCAUCGACACUGGUGACAUCCCCGAGUCCCUUCGCAUCAUUCCGUCUCCAUCCUAUUUUUGUACGUUAUUGCUGUUUGGCUUUUGCUUUCCGUGCCUCUGCUGUGAGUAUCUGUGGGGAGAACCGCUGCUCGUGUCUGUCGGAGGAGCAGCAUCAGGGGCUGAGCUAGGAUAGGAGGCUGUGAGCCAUCACCCAUAGGAUCCCCCCGCCCACCCCCAGUCGGGUCCAGCUUGGGACGAUUAUCUGCACAUCCGAUCCGGCGGAUAAAGGAAAAAACAAAAACAGCGAAGGCGAGUAACCCGCCUUCAGCAGAGUGAGAGAGAGAGACCCCGGCCCCAGUUAUCAGCCAGUCUCCAGCAUCACCGAUGCGAUGGCAUAGUGGCUUCUGCAGUGCAACCGACAGGCUCGACUCCGAUCAGCAGGGCUCUCAUCCACCAUGACCCUCUGAAAGACAUCCGGCACAGGCACAGAUGGGAUGAAAAUGCGGCGGCACAGGGUGUUCUUGCUGUGCACGGUGGGCCUGUGUGUCAUCUCCUUCCUCCACUACUACAAGGCCCUCCAUUACGUCUCCCUGCUGCGGGAGCUCUCGGCUCCAUACCCCAACAUCAAGUCCUUCAUCAUGGUGACCGGCUUCUUCUGGAGGGAGAAAGGUAUGGCCACCACCCCGCUCAGCCCAGCUUCUCCUGAAGAGGCCCCCCCUCUACCCGGUCUCCGGCAGUCAGAUGCCAAAGCUAGAGGCGUGCCGGGUCUCGGGGGAGGAGGCGGAGGGCAAGGAUUUGGCCCAGGGAUCCCAGAGGCCAUAGCUGGAGGUGGAGAUGAGGAGAUGAGGCAACGAGAGGAGCCAGCACCACCACAUCCCUGGGAGAAACCAAAGGAAAACCAGCUGGGAGACGCAGCAAAUGAGAUUAGAGCUGAGGACCGCUUAAAGCGGUGGAAUCCCGCCCACCCUGCACCGCCCGAUAGGCUAGACCCUCCACAGGAACCAGCAAGAAAAGAGCAUCAUUUCAGGGAUCCCAUAGAAUCCAUGGGAGACCUCCAUACUCGCACUUUCCAGCUUCAAGAUGACAAAACCCCUUACUUUGUGCGCACCAAAGCUGGAGCCCUUUGCUUCAGGCAGGGGACAGAGGUAGCUACUCCUAAAGAGUACUAUGGAAAAUCAGGGGGGUCUGCGGCUAACGGAGCAGUUGGUCGGGCUGUUGCUGCCGGGCAACGGAAACCUCUGGAGCUCCAGCAGCAGCCCACCAUUGUGCCAAAGGUCAAAGCUCGGGCCAAGGGCAACGGGAAGCGGCUGGUCAAGUGCGUUUGUCGGCCUGGGUGGCACGGACCUUACUGCGGGGUUCCCACAAUGGUGUACCACUCCAAUCUGCCAACUAAGGAGCGGCUGACGCCCAGAGAAACCCCGCGGAGGGUGAUCAACGCCAUCAACGUCAACCACGAGUUUGAUCUGCUGCACGCACGCUUUCAUGAGCUCUCAGAGGCCGUGGAUUUGUUCCUCGUGUGCGAAUCGAACUUCACCGCCUACGGAGAGAAACGGCCUCUCAGUUUCCUGCGGCUCCUUCUAAACGGUACCUAUGACUACAUACGUCACAAGAUCCUGUACGUGUUCCUCAACCACUUUCCGGAUGGGGGUCGGCAGGACGGCUGGAUCGCCGAUGACUACCUGCGUACCUUCCUGACGCACAAUGGCAUGUCCAGGGUGGUCGGUGCGCGAUCAGACGAUGUUUUCGUCAUCAACGAUGCCGACGAAAUCCCAGCACACGAAGGACUACUUUUCCUCAAGCUGUUCGACGGGUGGACAGAGCCUUUCGCCAUCCACAUGCGCAAGUCGUUGUAUGGCUUUUUCUGGAAGCAGUUCGGGUCUCUGGAGGUGGUGUCGGGCUGCACGUUGAGGAUGCUGCACGACGUGUACGAUGGCGACGGCAUCAAACUGCGUCGUCGCGAAUAUUACACUAUGCCGGGUUUCCGCAAAUACGAGAAUGACACCGGCCACAUCCUGGUGCAGUGGUCGGUGGGAAGCCCGUUCCACUUCGCAGGGUGGCACUGCUCCUGGUGCUUCACACCCGAGGGGAUCUACUUUAAGCUGGUGUCGGCGCAGAACGGAGACUUCCCGCGGUGGGGCGACUACGAGGACAAACGCGACCUCAACUACAUCCGCGAUCUCAUCCGGACUGGCGGCUGGUUUGACGGCUCGCUGCAGGAGUAUCCCCCUGUGGACCCCAAAGAGCACAUGUACGCCCCCAAGUACAUGCUGGAGAACUACGACAGGUAUCGCUACCUCUUGGAAAACCCUUACAGAAAAGAGUCCAGAGCGAAUGAAGGCUAGGUGUCAGGUGGCCAAAAAAAUUUAAAUGAAAAACAUAUGGGAAAAAACAAAAACAAAACGCUCGUAGGGCCCAAGUGAUUUUGGGGGGUGGAACGAUACUGAUGAACUGCUUCUCUCAUUGGAGUGAAACUAAAUGUAUCUCCACCAGGCAGCACUGAUGCUGCUCUUUAAAGUCAUUACAUUGGGGUCAGAAAAAAGGGAACACUGAAUCACAUCCAUGGAUUUUGAGAGAGAGCUUUGAGAUGAGAGGAUAAUAUCCACUGAAUCUUAGAUUUCCUCAUUCCUCCCCUUUUCCGGGAGGCCCCGCGCUAUCUCUCUAUUUGUCACCUGUCCUUCCUUUUGUCACCCACCGAUUCGACGCGCCUGUUCUCUGAGAGAAAAAGGCAGCAAGAAAAAGCCAGGGGUCUAUCGCCGGCAGGUGAAACCCCUCCAUGGAUCUGACAAACUCUGAAGGGAAGGACCGUUUUGGUUUUGUCUGUGUUUACUGAAGUUUACAGAUUGACCGAUGUUCCCACUUCACUCUGCACCUCCAGAUGUCUUCCUGUCAUAUUUGGUGACCUC
Molecule: messenger RNA, 3208 nt
Organism: Pundamilia nyererei
Lineage: Eukaryota; Metazoa; Chordata; Actinopteri; Cichliformes; Cichlidae
Gene: mgat3b
Product: beta-1,4-mannosyl-glycoprotein 4-beta-N-acetylglucosaminyltransferase b
Exons: 6
Coding region: 800-2647 (615 amino acids)
Biological process (GO): N-acetylglucosamine metabolic process
Cellular component (GO): membrane
Molecular function (GO): beta-1,4-mannosylglycoprotein 4-beta-N-acetylglucosaminyltransferase activity
Source: RefSeq, a predicted model, not a curated record